Mesocricetus auratus (golden hamster) is the source of this 402-nucleotide messenger RNA. RefSeq names its product ribosomal protein L38 (gene Rpl38). Gene Ontology annotation, molecular function: structural constituent of ribosome. Bases 150 to 362 code for a protein of 70 amino acids. Gene Ontology annotation, biological process: protein-RNA complex assembly; translation. Lineage: Eukaryota; Metazoa; Chordata; Mammalia; Rodentia; Cricetidae. The record is from RefSeq and is a predicted model, not a curated record. Gene Ontology annotation, cellular component: cytosolic large ribosomal subunit; ribosome. The transcript is spliced from 5 exons.
UUGGCCCUCUGCAGACACUGUACCCAGGUUCCUGUUGGGCGGGUUUAACCGCGCGGAAGCGGAAGUCUCGUUCUUUUUCCGUCCUCUUCGGUCGUCGCCGCUGUGAGUGCUCUGGGCAGGUGCGGACCCAGCGCCGAGCGCCCGUCGCCAUGCCACGGAAAAUUGAGGAGAUCAAGGACUUCCUGCUCACGGCCCGGCGGAAGGAUGCCAAGUCUGUCAAGAUCAAGAAGAACAAGGAUAAUGUGAAGUUCAAGGUUCGCUGCAGCAGGUACCUUUACACCCUGGUCAUCACAGACAAAGAGAAGGCUGAGAAGUUGAAACAGUCCCUGCCCCCUGGUUUGGCAGUGAAGGAGCUGAAAUGAACCAGACCUCUGCGUUUGACUAUUAAAAACUCUAAAAAGA